Molecule: messenger RNA, 758 nt
Organism: Pneumocystis jirovecii RU7
Lineage: Eukaryota; Fungi; Ascomycota; Pneumocystomycetes; Pneumocystales; Pneumocystaceae
Exons: 3
Coding region: 4-702 (232 amino acids)
Molecular function (GO): DNA binding, bending
Source: RefSeq, a predicted model, not a curated record
AUCAUGCAAUUUUCCAUUGCAUCGCCAUAUAACACAUUCUUCUUAAAAAAACAAUGUAAAUGGAAGAAUAUGUCCAUAUUGAGUGAUAUCUGUCUCUCUCAGAUUCGUAUUUUCAGUAAUUCUUUAGUAAACUCUGCUGUAUCUUCAAAUAAAACGUCUUUAAAAGCGCGUUCAGGUCCCUCACGUUUAGGAUAUUCUCCAUGGAUAGCAUUUCUUAAGGAACGUUUUAAGAAUGCAUUAGGAACUCCUAAAGAAAUUCUUAAAGAAUCUUCAGAUAUUUGGAAAUCUUUAUCUCAAGAAGAACGCCAGGUUUAUCGAGACCUAUCUCUCCAAAGUAAAGUUGAUGCUACACGUGCUUAUGAACUUUGGGUUACUUCUUUAUCUCCAAAAGAAAUUUCAGAAGAGAAUCGGCUUAGAAAUCAGUUACGCAAACAAGGUAAAAAAGGCAUAUCCCGAAUUAAGGAUCCUCGUAGACCGAAACGCCCUAUGACUCCCUUUUUGUUCUAUUGUGCACAUGCAAGAUCUUCUCCUGAUUUUGUAGAAAAAUAUGCAGGAGGUGCAACAAAAGCUACAGAACAAGUGCAGGCGUUAUCAAGAAAAUGGGCUGCUAUGAGGGACGAAGAAAAAAUGAAAUUUAUCGAUCAAGCAAUAGAUAGUAGGGAACGUUAUCAAAAGGAAAUGGAAAUUUAUCAGAAAUUGUGAAAUCAUAAAAUGACAGCAUUUUUGUUUUAUAGUAGACAUCAGUAAUACAUAUAUAC